Molecule: messenger RNA, 345 nt
Organism: Penicillium samsonianum
Lineage: Eukaryota; Fungi; Ascomycota; Eurotiomycetes; Eurotiales; Aspergillaceae
Exons: 1
Coding region: 1-345 (114 amino acids)
Source: RefSeq, a predicted model, not a curated record
AUGCCAGUCUUCCCUUUAGAACGAUCUAUUACCCUGAAAGGCUACUCGGUACGAAGGAAGCAAGUUCCCAUGUGCCCGGCUUUCUGCCUUACCGACUACAAAGUGCAAGGCUCGACACUCGCAGCUGCGAUCCUUGACCUCAAAGAUGACCCCACUAUCCGAGGACAAGAUCGUCACCGGAAAUAUUGCUCGACCUAUUUGCAGCUAUCUCGACUUCGGUCCUCCAAAGGCCUUCAUCUCCUUCAGAAUCUCGACAUGCAAGACCUUCGAUUCGGUCCUGAUCCUCAACUGCUAACUGAAAUGGAAAGACUCCAGAAACUCGAACUAGAGACGAUUGCUGCAUAG